Opisthorchis viverrini is the source of this 468-nucleotide messenger RNA. RefSeq lists its product as hypothetical. The transcript is spliced from 4 exons. The record is from RefSeq and is a predicted model, not a curated record. The annotation marks the transcript as partial. Lineage: Eukaryota; Metazoa; Platyhelminthes; Trematoda; Opisthorchiida; Opisthorchiidae.
GUUCCAUGGACGUUUCCGAGAUGAGGUUAACGCUUUAUCCGUGCAGUAAAGAACCCUGCGUUAUUGUUAGGGGGAAAACAGUCCCGGUUGAAAUUGCGUUCGCGGAAGGGAUGCACUACUUGAGAGUAGCUUUGACGUGUGGUCUGCUUCUCGGUUUAUCGAUGCUGACAGAGAGUUUAAACUUCAGAGAUUGUGGCUCCAUGGAUGUUUCCGUGAUGAGAGUGACGCUUCCUUCAUGCAGUAAAGAACCUUGCGUUACUGUUAGGGGGAAGACAACCCGGUUGAAAUUGAGUUCACGGCAGUCAGAGUCAUCGCUGCUGAAAUUCCCAAAAUCCGGGGUGCUACAAUUCCCGGAAGGCGGUAUAUGUGCACACCUGCGUCCACCUUGCCCCAUUAAAGCUAGGAAAUUCUACGGUUCGCUUCACAGACCCAGAGUGAAUCUGAAGGGCAAACCCGUAGCUCGCUGGU